Messenger RNA from Ciona intestinalis (vase tunicate), 478 nucleotides. RefSeq lists its product as uncharacterized. Lineage: Eukaryota; Metazoa; Chordata; Ascidiacea; Phlebobranchia; Cionidae. The record is from RefSeq and is a predicted model, not a curated record.
UAGAUCACAGUUAGAGGUGCACCAUGUCUAAACUAUGGGGGGAGAAGGCAAUUCCUUCAACUGGCUUCGAUAUUAUGAAAUCAUGGAUGGCAGUCGACUUGAACGAUUUCCGUAAAUGUUCUUAUCCUGUCCCCAUACUAAACAAUGCAUCUAUUAUACUGGGUAUGGUUGGAGUGGGUGGACCUUUGUACACUAUGGUAGUAAAGAGGCAAAAUGCAUCAGCAGGCAUGUACAAAACCUUUUUCCUGGCCACACUUGGUGUAUGGACAGGAUAUUACAUUACGAGGGCGUUCAACCAAUAUUAUUUUGGAAAGUUUAAAUUCUCACUUGAAUAUGCCAUGAUGAGGAAAGGAGACUUCAAAAAAACAAUUGAACCAACAAAAUAUGGGGACCCGGAAUUCCUUAAAAAAUGGAAACCUAUCAGAUCACAUUAAACUUUUCUUUACUUUUCUGCAGAAUAAACUUUACUUGACCACGA